Molecule: messenger RNA, 2820 nt
Organism: Spodoptera frugiperda (fall armyworm)
Lineage: Eukaryota; Metazoa; Arthropoda; Insecta; Lepidoptera; Noctuidae
Exons: 8
Coding region: 559-1812 (417 amino acids)
Source: RefSeq, a predicted model, not a curated record
AAAGCCUUUCAGUUGUAAUCGAGUCGGGACGGAGCGCGGACUUGGCGUAACGUUAACGCGCGCGUUCGCGAUCGCGGUGUAUCGUACUCGCGUAUGAUCAGUGUUUUCGUUUAAUUUUCGUGACUUAAAAGUUUGUGGUUUGCGUUUUUAUUAGUUACUGAGGUAUUUAUAAUCUGCUCUUUGAUUUUCGAAGCUGUACUAUAAGUGACUAUGUGAGAACGGGACAGUGUGUGUUACUAAGUCACUUCUUGCAGUCAAACAAAAAAUGUGUUCGUUAAAAUGUUUCACCACGAUGUACAUUAAUUAACUACAACGUUCAACUUUUUGUUCAAAGCUUCAGUGGUUAACGUUAACUGACUUUUUGUCUUACUGGACUUGGAUAGACUAACUACAGUUAAGAUUAAAUAAUGGAACACUGUUUAACAGUACAAAAAAAGUGUCAGUGAUAAAAACCUACAAUGAAAACUAGGCUGAAUAAAGUAACUGUUGCUCUCAGUGAAUAGAAAAAAAAAUGAAAAGAUUUAAAAAGUGUUCAAAUUGAAUUUGGAGUGUUCGAUAAUGGCGGUGUGGGUGUGGUUGGCAGCAUUGCUGUGUGGCUCUCAAGCCGCAGUGCUACCACCACCAUGGGCCGAUGUGAAGAGGAAUCCGUGCGCAGCAUUGCCGAGAGGAUGGCUUAUGCUGUACUGGCCGAAGGACGGAAAAUGCUACACCAUUUAUAAGAAAGGACACCCAUGCGCAGAAACCCAAGAGCUGAGUCCAGGGAGAUGGGGCGGGCGGACUAUAGCGGAGUGCAAGUGUCCUCCCGGCACUGCUCAGCUCCCUCACACGAACACCUGCCACAAACUCUUCGAGAGGGGACCCUGCAGGCCAGGGGAGUACUUCGCACCCGUCGAGGAGUCAUUCAACAAGAGAGGUGAACGCCAAGGUAUGUGCGUGAGACCGCAACAGUGCGCUGAUGAGACCUUGGUCUACUGGCCUGCUGACGGCAAAUGCUACUACCGGAGCACCCAAGGCCCUUGCUACCCUGGGUCAGUGUUGGAGGCUGGAGAAGAUGGGAUUGCUAAUUGUUCUUGCGAAAUCUCCAGUCCCCACUACUGGCCAGCUGAUGGUAGCUGCUACCCCCACUACACAAGAGGUCCUUGCGAGAAGGGACAGCUAUUCCUGCCGGGACCUAAGUGUGGCUGCGAGAGUCAUCUACCUCAUUAUCAUAAUGAAACUGGAGCCUGUUAUGAAUUAGAUUCUCUGGGCCCAUGUCCAAGAGGCCACACGUUCUCCAUAGCCGAGGUUGCUCCCCACGGCUCCCGAGCUGAAUGUAGAUGCAAGAACUUCCACGCACGUGCUGCUGAUGGAGUCUGCUAUCGGCUGUAUACUAGAGGACCCUGCGCCCAAGAUGAAAUGAUUGCCAGAGGCGGACGAUGUACUAAGGUGCCUUGCGCUAGAGGUCGUCUGUACGUGCCAGAACGUCGUCGCUGCUAUCGACCUGGUACUCCAGAACCGUGUCCAGCUGGAGAAGUCGUUGCCUUCGACUUUGAAGCUCGACCAGCGAUAGACGGACUGAGCCAUAACGGAGUCUGUGCGUGUGGAAACGGUGCUUGCAGUCGACGCGAGGUGCGUUUAGAUGUGGAAGCCUGCACCACACGACGUGGUACAGCUCCCUACAACGGAACCUGUCACAUCCUGAACACACAGGGUCCUUGUCCUGAGAACUCCUGGCUCAUGAGAGACAGUAAGAACAACAUCAGGUGUAAGUGCAUGCCUGGGAGGAUCCCACCCAACUGCGACGAAGACACCAGAGUCGCAGUCAAGAGUUGAUAUACAGUGACAGUGGAUAAUGAACUCAAGUGUAGUUGAAAGACGGUUUAUUGUUGAAAAGCAUUUAUGAGAGAUGCUAGAUAUGCUUGAACAAUUGUUAAAAUGUGACGUACGUAGGGUAAAAAAUGGAUAAAUAAAGGCCCAUUUCAGGCCAAGGUGAUUCCCACCCUAUCCCUCAAUCAAAAGGUAUGUUUUUAUGUGGGGUGUACGUCUUAUAUUUUUAGCUAAGACCUCUAAAUUUUGAGAUACAUAUAUCAAGAUUUGAAAGUGGUCUAGGACAAGACCAGUCCCAAGCAUCAAUUGUAUCCUCGAAAAUUGAAAUAGAAAAUGGAAUGCGAAUUGUCAAACAGAAAAAUCGUAUUUAUUGAUAAGAUUCUUAGUUUAUUAACUCUUAGUAUGCCGGGGAGUUCUACGCGAGACACAAUGAGUUUUCUAUUUUGUCUCAUAUACCGACGCAUACAAGAGGGUUUAUGUACAUAAAUAGAUUAGAAAUUGGUUAUCCGUAAAUAGACUUAAGUAUACAUAAUUGAAGAACUACAAUUAAGUAGGUAGGAAUGUAUUUAAAUUAAAAAGGUAUUAUUUAAUUUAAAACAUGUUUUGUGAAUAAAUGAAAUUCUUAUUUAUGCAUUUAAUACUGGUAUACUUUUGAACAUAUUUUUAAUAGAAACGAGACAAUGACUUCCUUGUGGGUCGAGUGGUCGUAAGUGCCACUGCCGGAAAAGGGGUCUCGGGUUCGAUUCCCAGGUCAAGUAUUAUCAAGUAUUACUGGGUCUUUUUCUCAGUAGUAUCACGGAGUCUAGAAGUGUGCAUAGUAUAUGGCAAUAGACACACCUCCUAUUUCAUGGGACUUAUAACACAAAUGAUGAAAAGUGGGUGUACAUUGUAAUGUGCACCUCUGCCUGCCCCUUCGGAGGUAAAAGGCGUACCGUUACGAGACAAUAUUGUGUAUGAAUGAAUGGCACGGGAAUGAAUAAAAUAAAAGAAAUUAAAUAUAUUUUUUAUAUAAAA